CGCAAGACUCAACUCACUCAAGUCAAGUGUCCCAUUUUCGGAAAUCUGUCGUUGUGAAACAGUUUUUCUUCAUAUUUUUUUAUGUUAUUCUUAACUUUAAAUGUGGGAAAAGAUAAAUUAAAAUGGAUAAAUGUGGAAUAUGCUUAAAACCAGCGGAGCAAUUAUUUGAAACUGGGAAUGAUGGUGUGUAUGCAUGUUUCAAAUGCCAACCCCUUGUGCCAGAGGUAACAAUAGGAGACAGUGAGCCGACCUCUUCAGAGCAUUCCAAUGAUGAAAUAAAACAAGAGCCCAGUGAAGAUGGCACAUUGUACUGUCACAUAUGCCAGAAGGGAUUCCAGAAGGACGCACAGCUGCAGAAUCAUAUGAGGAACCAUCGUGCUGAGCGUAGAUUUGUUUGCACUUACUGCAAUAAAGCGUUUUCUCAAUCAAAUAAUUUGCGGGCCCAUCUUCGCAUUCAUACUAACGAGCGGCCGUACAAGUGCCAGGAGUGUGGGAAAGCGUUUACACAGGUGACAAAUUUAAAUAACCAUGUCCGUUUGCACACUGGAGAGAGACCGUUUGUGUGCCCCGAGCCGGGCUGUGACAAGGCUUAUGCUCAGGUAACAAAUUUAAAUCAACAUCGCAAACGGCACCUCUCCGGCCGUCCCCUAGAGAGCUCCUACCAGUGUCCAGUUUGUGGGGAACAGUUCGCACAAAGGAAUCAUAUGUACACGCAUAGACGGGAGGCCCACUCCGUGUUGAAGGCGUCUUUGCCGCUUCGCGUGCGGUUCGCGUGUUCGUACUGCGACGUAAAGGUGGCCACGGAGCGACAUUUACAGGCCCACAUCGCGCAGCAUCACUCUGAAGAUCCGGAGGAUGAUAAGUCGUCGUUCAAGUGCGUGUUCGCGUCGUGCGGCGCGGUGGUGUCGUCUCCCCGCGACCACACCGAGCACCUGCUGCGGGCGCACCAGCUGCGCGUGCUGGCCACACGAGCGCGCACGCCGCCCAAGCGGGGCCGCCCUCCCAAGAUGAUGAAAGACCCGUUAGAACUGAAUGAUCACGAAGAUUUCGUUGAGGUGAAAAUAAGAAAGAGCAGCCCGCAAUACAUGCCCAAGUUGAGAGUGCAAAGUUUAUUCCAGUGAAAGAAGUACAGACAAUUUAAUAUGACACCCGCUUAGCUUAGUGUACUUAGAUAUAAGCUAUUGUAUAGAUUUUACUUUUAUUUUGGUACUGUUGCGACGUGUUAUGAAGGUUCUCCUGUUUUUGGAAAUUUGACAGAUCUCCUAGCUCGAUGAAGAUAUAUUUAUAUGUACUAUCAUGAUAUUAAAACAGUAAACAUACAAAUUGUAAAAGAUAUACAUGCUGUAUAACUUUGGUGGGUUCAAUGACCGCGGUCGGCGACAUUGUAUCAAAUUGGUACCAAUAAUAUUGUACAGAUACAGCUGUAUUUCAUAUUUAUGUAAUAGCUUUCUAGCUUGUUGCCGUUAGAUAGGUGUAUUUGUAAUACUUAAAUCGUUCUUGACCCAAAAAUUUUCAAUGAUUGAAAUCUACAGGUUGCUCUAAAUUUAAUUUUAUUGUUUUUUAAAUCGAUUUUGUUUGUGAAUAUUUUGAGUGCGAUGCUGCAAUAUGCCAUUACGUUUAUAAUGAAAGUAUUAUACAUUAUCAUGUACUAUUUCAUAUUAUAUAGGCGUUUAGUGCAAUGGAAAGAGUUGAGUUAUAUAUUAUACUAAAUGUUUAACAUGAAUCGGCUUUUAGAGAAGUUUUAGGAGUUUAACAUAAUCCUGGAUUUAAUUUUUCUACAUAAUAGACUUUAAGGAAGAUACUAAUGAAAUGAAAUUAUUUACUUUAAUAAUAUUAGCAAUAAAAUUGUAUCAAGUUUAGUUAGUAUAUAAGUUAUAGAUAUAUAGGUAUGUGUGGCGGAGCAUCAAAGACGAUUCCUAUAUACUUGAAAUGUAUGAUAUAAUAUGAGAUAUGAUCAUAAAUUAAGACAUCUAUCGUCUCAAGGUGACGAGCGCAACUGUAGUGCCGCUCAGAAUUUUCGGGUUUUUCAAAAAUCUUGAGCGGCACUGCAUCGUAAUGGGCAUGGCGUAUAAUUUACCAUCAGUUGAACGUCCUGCUAUUCUCGUCCCUUAUUUUCAUAAAAAAAAAUUGUUCAGUGAAAUAUCAGCAAGUAAAACUAUCCUGAUGAGUCUCGCCUGUUGUAUUUAAGACGGUUCAUAUAUUUUUCGGCGAGGAUCUAGAGCGGUGUCAUCAAAAACGCAGAAAUUAAAAAUAGAGUCUCAAUAAAUUUUCACCCUUAGAUAAUUUAUACGUCUAGAUAGACUGUGACAGCUGUCAAAGCGUUGAAAAAAAAUUGAGGUUGACGGUUAACCUCUAUUUUGAGCAAUGCACGCACACUAACACAUAUAAAUCGCGAGUGUAAGACCCAAGAUUGUCCCGCACACUAGACGCAUAAAUUAUCUAAAUUUUAAGUUAGGACGUCGCAUUGAAUUGUUUUCUCGAGGCUUCGUAAUUGCAAUAUUAGACAUAAGAUGAUAGAAAAUUUAUCUUUAUUUCACUGUUAUAGGAUGAAAGUAAUAAGAAUUUUUCUACUUUGAUGCUCCGCCAAAAUAUCGUCUGUACAAGUUAAUAUAGAGUAACAUUAAUAAUCUAAAUUGAGACAGUCUAAUCGAAACAAUAAUGUCGGCGAAUACAAUACAUAUAUACAUUACCUUAUGAAUAAAUAUUAAGAAAAUUACUCUUUGACACAAGUAUUAUAUGUGCGCCUUUAUAACUUCGUGGGUUUAUUCUGAGGUAUAAAAUUAUUGGUCUUCUCAUAAUAAAAGUAAUUGCGAUAGUGGGCAAUUUCGCAAACUCCGUCAAUUCAAAAAAAAGGGCGGGGUGUCAUGUCAAGAAUAUAAUAUAUUUAGCUUAGAUAUUAUCUAAGCUAAAUGUGAAUCUAGAUUGAACCAUUCAUAUUAAAAUCUUAUAAAUUUCGCCCGCCUAGAAUCAACUUUGUUUUUUUAUUAAAAGGUUACCGACGUAAUAUUAUCCGUUUUUUUAAAUUCGUGUUAACUAGUUAAAAUGUUACAAUAAAACAAUACACACAAAGUAAUUUUGCUACGUAAGUACGCAGAUUGCAGGAUAGACCGAAAUGCAUUUUUUUAAUGAGCUCAUUUAAUUAUUCUUCUUAUGAUCUUCUGGAAUGUUCUAAAAAUCGCUUUAAUCGCAGAACAAACUAACGAAGUUUCAUAAUGGCGCAUAAAUAGUUUUUUAUUAGAUGGAUUGAAUGUUAACACAUAAAUUAAUUUAUAAUACGCAUAAGAUUCUGGGUAUGUUCCGAUAUGCGCUGCGACCACUGCACAGUGCUAUCACUGUAGAAAAAUUCGUUCCGUUAUGGACUGGCAGUAUGACGUCAUAAAUCGCCGCCAUAUUCUACUGUGAGCACUGGCGUUUUCGAGGUACUCGCAGUACUUUGAUCACGUGAUCAGUUAAAACCACUCGAGUGCCUAACGUUUUAUAAACAAUACCAACAGUUUAAUCCCAAAUAUUUUUAAUUUGACAGUACUCCAACAACAGCUUUUUUUUAAUGAACUAGAAAACUUUAAUACACUCAUUUGAUUGCUGCGUCAAAAAAUGCGGCUGGCAGUAUACGGGAUUGCGUUCCGUUUUAAAUAGUAAGCAAUAUAUUCAAAUUCAAAUAUUUUUAUUCAAAAUAGGAUGUGACAUCACUUAUUGAAAGUCAAAAAAACUACCACCCAUUCCAAAAUGAAUGCCUCAGGCCUGAGAAGAAUGGGCGCAACAAACUCAGCGGGCUUUUUUUUCAUCCUAAAUAUGUUUUACUAUUAAAGUAACAUUUACAAAGUCACAAAGUAACAUCGUACAAUUAAACUUAUUAUUUAAUAGCCUGAGGGCAGUUGCUCCAUUCCCAAUUUGUGGUAUCAUUAAGAAAGUCAUUUAUGUUAUAGUAACCUUUACCACACAAACGUUUUUUAACAAUUCUUUUGAAUAACGUAAUACUUUUGUUUUGAACAUUUUCUGGGAUCCUGUUGUAAAAGCAUAUACAUCGCCCCACAAGACUUGCUAACUCGACUUAGCCGAGUAGUAGGCAUUAUAAGCUUAUGUCUGUUCCUGGUGUUAACAUUAUGGUUAUGACAGUUUCUGGCAAAUUCACUUAUGUGCCUAUGAACAUACAUUACAUUAUAUAUACAUUAAAUUACAUUAUAUAUAACUAACUAUAAAGGAACGGCUUCACAGUAUACUAAAUUGACGUCACACUGUACAGUGGUCGCAGUGCAUAUCGGAACAUACCCUCUGUUGUUAUGUAAGGCUUUUGUACAUUAGAUCUCGAAGCUAGGUAUAAGGUUGGCGGCACACGAAAACAUUUCAAAAGUAUUGAAUAGGCUAGAAUGUUAGGCUGGAGACACGUUUCGCACUUGCCUUUGGUUUUAUAGAUGGUUAAGCGUGGUUGAAAAUAAUUUAUAAACAAUUGUAUCGAAAUCACGGACUAGUAAAAAAAGAAGGACUCCGCGCCUUGAUAUUAGCAAGUAAUGCACCUUUAUGCUAUUGUGAGUGCGGUUACGGGGUAUACCAGAUACCUACACAAUGUUUUCUCCCUUAAGUAAUCAUUUAUCCACAAAUACUUUUAUAGUAUUGUUUUUACACUUUUCACAACGCACGACGGAAUUUUUAAAAUAUUUUAUUGCGUCGCAAACUGAUCUGUCACAGACGAUGGCAAAUCUCAUAAUGGCGGCCGAUCGGCUUGUAUUAGUGUAAGUGUAUGCGUGGGGCUAUGCAUUUACACGUUUACCGGCUUGUUUUGGUGCCUCACUGUUAUGUAAGGUGACACGGAGUCCUUCUUAUUUUACUCGUCCGUGAUCGGAAUCUAUGUUUCGGUAGCGAUAACAGUGUUAUUCAUUUGAUAAUAAUCGCUAUUAUGCUAAGUAUAAAUAGAAGUUCUAUAAAGUAAGAAGUUACGUGUUAGGAAAUUUGUCUUAUAUUUUAUGCAUCUGUGAUUUUUACAGAAAAAUUUUGUAGUCGAUGAGAACAUAUAAAAUACUUUUAUUUCGUAUGUUGUGUCAUUAGUCAUAAAGUCGCUGCAGUGUCCAGUAAUAGUGCGAUUUCGCUAAGGAGUCCGCUGACCGCACCGUCUCAUACCAUGACCAUGCUAUGAACGUUACAGACAAUCUUUGUAUUGAAAAGUUUAUACGACUUGACCGAUUUGUGACAGACCAACAUCGUCGGGUGUCAAUGAAUUGUCGGCGAGAUUAUUUUGACUAUUAUGACUUCUAAACCCGUUUGUUAAAUAGAAAUAGUCUUCAAAUAGCAUAAUAUAUAGAAAAUCAUUAUCCUAGUAAAGAAGUGUGCGUGUACUUAUGUAGUUACGCAAGAAGUUAUUCUUCUUUGGCGAUAUAAAACCAAAUUUAUUUUUAUCAAUGAUACGUCACUCGAACGGUUGGCUCAGUUGGAAGAGCGCUCGCACGUAACGCGAGAGAUCGCCGGUUUGAGUCCAGCGUGGUUCAUAAAUUUUGCUGUCAAAUUUUAUUUGUGUAAUUAAUCCCAUAAGUGAAGGUUAUCAUCACUUUAAAAUAUUGCAAGUAUAUAAAUUUAAAUUAUUUAUUGAAAUUUCUUUAAUUCUCGUCCAUUGGUCGUGGUUCAGUAGACAUAUGAGUUACAAUAGGCUUGGUAGCUGAAGUUUGAUACAAAUGGGCUAGUUGACCAGCUAACGUCAGGGUGUCGAAUUUGCGUUGCAGGUACUAAAAAUACGUACGAAGCAAAUUGACAAUUCGUAAUUGCUUACUUUUCUGGUCGGCAAUUGGACGUAAUUCCAGAAAAACGUUCCAUACCACAAUCAUGUCGAAAUUGAGUUAAGAACACAAAACUGGUCACGUGAUUCAUAUUAACGGACUGACAAAAAAUGGCAGCUUUACUGCCACUCUUAAAAUGACAUCAUGACUGAGUAGCCCAACCCACAUGUAUGGAAAACACUAAUAUUUAUUAAAUUUUAAACACAAAUUCCUUAUAAUGUGAAGUUUGUGGCUUGGAAGGUUUUUCAGGAACUACGUCCAAUUAUGAUCCUAACAUUUUAUCACAGUAAUACUUAUUGUACAAUAUUUUAUUGAUUUUUCAAGGUAGUUAUUUUUUAAGGUAGUGUAUCUUUUGAUUAAUGUGAGUUGUCAUGAGGGUAUGAAUAACACUUUGGUUACAUUCAAGUGGCCAAAGUAGCCUGUAUUGUGCUUGUUCCGUACGCGACACGUUCAUAGCACGGUCAUGGUAUGAUACGGUGUUCUGGUCUGACGACUUCCUUUGAAUAUUCGUUUCUUUAAUUAAAGCUAGUAUGAUUGAUUUCUUAUUGGUGGUAAUUACAUAGAAUUUUUAUAAUAACCGUUAGGGAUUGUAAUAAACUGUUUUAAAAUUAUAAUUUUUAAAAUACUAUUACUACUGUGGAAGGCACAGGGGUUGACAAAUAGCAUGUUAUGGCACUUGAACCACAGCCGCCGAUGAGUGAGAAGGACAAACACAGCGGGUGAGAGAGUAGAACUUCUCUAACGGAGAUACAGCAACAUAGAAAAGGUAGGAGGAUCUAUUGUUACUGUAACCGAUUUUGGUUUACAGGUCGUCAACAGUCAGUCAACAGUAUUUAUACGUCUAGAUAGACUGUGACAACUGUAAAAACGUUGAAAAAAAUUGAGGUUGACUGCUAACCUCUAUUUUGAGCAAUGCACGCAAACUAACACAAAGUGACAUACAAAUCGCGACUGUAAGACGCAGCUUGUCACGCACACUAAAGUAAUAAAGCUGGCCUGUUCUCAUCGGUUGGCUAACAGCAAGAGGCUUUAUCUAGACGUAUAAGUUAUUUAUGUGUCACGGAUUAUCGGGCUAUCAGAUCGUCUUUACGCUAGUCUAUGGCACUAUUAAUAUGUGAUUCUUUUAUUCACGCGAGAUCAAUGUCGCUUUCUCACCAGCUGUACGGCAUGUGCCUCCAUCGUAUAUUUUUUUACCAGUGGGAGGCUCCAUUGUACAGAUUAUGGGUACCACAACGGCGCCUAUUUCAACCGCGAAGCAGUAAUGUGUAACAGUACUGUGUUUCGGUCUGACGGGCGCAGUAGCCAGUGAAACUACUGGGCAAAUGAGACUUAACAUCUUAUGUCUCAAGGUGACGAGCGCAAUUGUAGUGCCGCACUGAAUUUUUGGGCUUUUCAAGAAUCCUGAGUGGCAUUGCAUUAUAAUGGGUAGGGCGUAUCAAUUGCCAUCAGCUGAACGUCCUGCUCAUCUCGUCCCGUAUUUACAUUUAAAAAAAUAUAGUAAUGUUUAAUUUGCCUAUUAAUUUCGCUCACCGCUCAGGGCGUGCCGGGUCUUAUAUUAUGUUGUUAUUACUGGAGAAUGUAACUAGGUACAUAUUAUUCGAAACAUUAUUUUAUUGUAAAAAUCAUAGACGGUGGCACAGUGUAACUAAAUUAUUAUUACGUUCAUCAAUGGUCAUAUCCGAAGAGACAUUGCAUUUACGGCCUUUCAUGUUUUUAUCAGACAUAAAAUAGUAUAAAGUGUACCUACGCUCAAUAGCUUAUUGAGAGUCAACCGACAUAUUUGUUAAACGCACUAAAGUUAAAUAAUUACUUAUGGAAAAAAUAUUGCUUUUUUUGAUCUGCAUUUAAAGUGAGACGUCGGAUAUGACCGCUAUACUAAUGUCAAAAACCCGAUGCCCGCGUCGCUGUCGAUAACUGUUGUGUGUUAUGAUAUUUUUGUGUUUUAUUUUGUUAUUAUAUUAUUUGGUUAAAGCGAGUUAGUAAAAUAAAGUCACAUCGGACAUUUGACAUUGAUAAAGUCGGGUGUACACUGUGCCACAAUUUAGUAUAAGGUGAAAAUGUUCCUAUGAGUGUCAGAGAGUAAUAGUGGAAUGAAUAAUAAUGAAUACGAUGUGUUGUUUAGUGAGUAGUUGUAUAGAAGACCAUAACAGUAGCCUUGUAUUGUGUACCAUACGGUGUACCAGCGAUGGACGAGAUUUUUUAACAUACAUUUAUCUUCAAAUAUACAAUUUUAAAUAUA
This is a messenger RNA of Leptidea sinapis, 8004 nucleotides long. Its product is annotated as gastrula zinc finger protein XlCGF8.2DB-like. Gene Ontology annotation, cellular component: nucleus. The record is from RefSeq and is a predicted model, not a curated record. NCBI's taxonomy places the organism in Eukaryota, Metazoa, Arthropoda, Insecta, Lepidoptera, Pieridae. The transcript is spliced from 10 exons. The coding region runs from base 123 to 1121 and encodes 332 amino acids.